AUCGACAAACCCAACAACAAACGCACAAAUGUCGUCCACUGCCAAGGCAAAUGGCAAAGGGAAGAGCAAGUCGGUGGCUGACUCGAUGCCCGCGGCCGAGCUCGUGUCUGCGCGCCCGCUCCCGCUCGCCGACGAGUACUUUGCCACUCUAUGCGCAGGCAAGCACGUCCAAGUACGCGUCGAGGAUGCGCGCAAGGGCAGAGGCCUCUUUGCCACUCAGGCCUUCAAGAAGGGCGACAUUGUCUUCACUGAAGCGCCGCUCGUCUGCGCCCAGUUCCUGUGGAAUGAGGCGUACGGAUACAAGGCUUGCCACCAAUGCAUGCGAUCGCUCGAGUCGCCCGGCGAGAUGGCUGCACGGCUUGCCACUGCGCCAACAACGGUGGUGGCGGCUGGGAGCGCUGUCGCCAAGCCGCGCACGCCGUUCGAGCUGCCGUUCAUGGACCAGUGCAACCUGACGAUCGCAACCCAACAGGACAUUGUCACAUGCGAGACGUGCUCGCUUGUGUUUUGCAAUGCUGCGUGCCGCGAUGCAGCCAUGGAGAGCCACCAUCGAAUCUUGUGCACCCGCAACGACGCUGACCAUCCCCUGCAGCUGCUCCAAUCUGCCUGGAAGUCCAUUCACUACCCACCGGAAACGACCUCCAUCAUGCUGCUCGCACGCAUCAUUGCCAUGCUGCGGCAGGGCCUUGACAAGAACAGCAAGGAUGCAUUUACAGCCUUCCAGCAAUUCUACCGCUGUUACGCUGACGCCGAAGGGCAUUUUAUCCACAAGUUUCUCGACAAAAAGUACGACAAGCAGCUGGCCUUCAUCCAAGAGUUGUUCAAGACUGCAUUGUACGACGAUCGCAUUCCAGAGCUGUUCACGACACAUGGAUUUCGCUCGCUGCUCGCCCUGGUUGGUAUGAAUGGCCAAGGCGUUGGCACAACAGCGCUAGACAUGUACCUCGUCGCAGUGGAGCGUCUCAAUUUGUCUGAAAGCGACGCCAAAACGCGCGACCAGUUUGUCGAGAAGCUAUUGGACGACAUUGACGAGCAUUCUGGCGAGUUUGACGCUUGCGAGGGUUCCGCGUUGUACUGUCUCCAAAGCUGCUGCAACCACAACUGCCAGCCGAACGCAGUACCGACGUUUACAGAAAACAAUGCAACGCUGCACAUGCGGGCGGAACGGGACAUCUCUGCAGGUGACGAGAUUUGUAUUAGCUAUUUGACUCCAGAGCAGCGACACAUGCGUCGAUCACGAAGGAUGGCAACGCUGCGAGAAAACUAUUUGUUUAUGUGCGCUUGCGCGAAAUGCGAAGUCCAAAAGGCCGAGCUCGAUAUUUCCAGCGAGAGUUCGGAUGACAGCGAGAGUGAGAGUGCGGAAUGCUGUUAGAUGUGCCAGACUUGUCGCUGCAGGUGUCUAUCGAGGCGCCUUUGUCGUUAUUACUGGCCUGGUUCUGGGCCCGAGACAACAGUGCAACAAUACAAUGAUUCGAUCGCC
Molecule: messenger RNA, 1480 nt
Organism: Capsaspora owczarzaki ATCC 30864
Lineage: Eukaryota; Filasterea; Ministeriida; Capsasporidae
Product: SMYD5 protein
Exons: 3
Coding region: 29-1372 (447 amino acids)
Molecular function (GO): histone H4K20 methyltransferase activity; protein binding
Source: RefSeq, a predicted model, not a curated record